This is a messenger RNA of Pectinophora gossypiella (pink bollworm), 2778 nucleotides long. RefSeq lists its product as uncharacterized. The transcript is spliced from 12 exons. Bases 87 to 2765 code for a protein of 892 amino acids. The record is from RefSeq and is a predicted model, not a curated record. NCBI's taxonomy places the organism in Eukaryota, Metazoa, Arthropoda, Insecta, Lepidoptera, Gelechiidae.
AAAGAAAUGUUGUGGUUUUUGGCGGGUUACCGUAUAUUCUGCUGGAGCUUUACUACAAAUGGAAAUGUACAUAAAACGUGAAUAAUAUGGAUAAUUCACAAAGUUCUAAUGUGUUUUCCGAUGGUGAAGUUUUAACUUGCGACAGUUCUGUGGAAGCAUGUCAGAUGGAAACGGUUAGCUAUGAAAAUCUUGUGUUUAAUACAAAGCAUUGUCUCUCUUCAAACAUUCUAAAAGAAAUACACAAGCCUUCAUUUGGUGCGUACUUUUCUACUGUUCUCGAUAACUGUGGAUCUUGUAUUACUCAGAGUCUAGAUUUAGUACUAGAGCUGCUAUCGGAGACAGAUACCAUAGUACCCCGAUUGUGUGGGUACUUAGAUGAUGCAGUACACAUCCUCCGACAGCUGGCUGGGUUCAUCACAACAGUUAUUGAGUCCAUUUCUAUGUCCUGUUGUAGUAUGCAGACAUUUCCCAUUGCUACUGGGAAUAUUAUAAAGACUGUAUUUUCUCAUUGUAAAGACAGUGAAUCUAUUUAUGGGAGUAAUUUGAAAAAUGUUGAGAAGCAACUGAAGGAACUGUUUAGGAACUGCCAUGAGUUGCAGCUCACCUACUUGAUGGUUUUGGAAAAGCACUUCAUCUUUGAUUUAACUGAAAAUGAUGAGCUUAACAUACUUCUUCAUGCUCUGGAUAUAAAUUUGCAAAUUGGUGAGAUUGUUCAAACAUUAGAUGUGAAAACUAUGGCUGAACAGUGGAAGGCAUACACCAUGAUUUGUGAAAAACAUAAAGAUUAUUUGAUGGAUCAACAUAUUUAUCAAAACUGUACGAAGAUACUCUGCUCAAUGGUUGAAAAAAACAUAAAAACUGCUCUUGAGGUACAACAAGAAGAGAAGGUCAUUUUGAGAUCACUAAAAGUAGGGAAUUUUACAAUGAAGAUUUUAAUAAAAGUUCAUAAUAUUUUCAAACAUGCAACAGAGAAAAAUUAUAAUUACAUUGUGGAGUUGCUUCUUUAUAUUUACUUAAAUAAUCCCAGUUACCUAACAUUUAUAUGCGAAAAAUCACCUCAGUUUAUUAAUUUGGUGAAAUCAAAUGUUUUAAAUCCAUCGGAUGCUCUUCUUAAGGAAAUGUUAAUGGAAGAAAAGUUUGUAAAUCAUUUACAUAAUAUAGACCUCAAUGGACUGGAAAACAAAGACAACUUGCUGGGUUAUGUCAUAUUUAUUAUGUCUGCGAUUAAAUCUGGGUUACAAGAAAAUAAUACUAGAUAUAAUAAGUACAAAAUAAUUGACUGUGUCUUCAGAUGGCUGCCUUAUGGACACAUUUGGUUUAAUAUGGGCCUGAAAUUCGAAGCCAUAGGAGAAGUCAAAUGCAACUCUUUCGGUUUAUAUGAACAACUACUUACCCACAUGUUUGUACUAGCAUGUACAUGUGAUUCAGAAGAAAUUAAUCAUUUACAACAAAAAAUAUAUGAAAGUAUACUCAGUGCUAAUUGUUAUAGUGCUUUGUUUUCUUCAAAUCUUUUGGAACUAUUAGUUAGAUCAAGCUCUAGGUCUUUCUUAAUGGGUCAGAUAUCAUCACUGACUACAACAUACCAAAAAUUGGAAAAUUAUCAGUUAUUCGCUGACUCACCGCAAUAUGUCCACAUAAGAUACACUUUAAGAUCAUUAUACAAAUAUUUACACACUGAACAUAAAAUACGAAUGUAUAAUAAUCAAUUAAUUUGUGAUGAAAAGAACUUCGGCCUUUGGAGUGCCAUAGGAAUCAAGUCAUUACCAGAAGAGUUGCAAAGUAGAGUUGAAGAACAAAUAGUAGAAACGCUUAAAAAUAAGCUGCAUAAAGUUUUGAAUUCUGGUGUUCAAAGUCCUGAUGAAAUUGAGAGCCUUGUAAAAAUAAUGAAUGUGUGUGCUACAUGUUCUCUGAUCGACCACACGGAUACAUUAGAAGACUACGUAAUCAAAGCUUGGACAAAAAUGUGUCCCAAUAAUAGUAAAUUUCUGCUACCAAAUGGUGCCCUCGUCAUGGGAUGCGUGUGGUAUUUGAACUAUAUAGAGGCACUAGUGUCUUUAACUAUAGCCAUGAAAUGUAUUUUAGCAACUGGAGCUAACAUGAUUAAGGUGCAUCAUGUGGUAUCCAGUAUGAUACAAGAAGGCAACACAGAAGUGAAACUAGUUCUUAUAAAAUUAUUCUUCACCAUGAUGCUUACGCCAGUCUGUGAUGAAAACAAACGCGCGGUGGACACGCUAUUAUUAAGUACAUUCAAAAGCUUAUUCGAACAAAAUGAUAUUGUUGUUAAAAACAGGUUUUUCAGUGCCCUAAGGAAGCAUAUAUCGGACAAGAAUAUAGAAAGAAUAAUUUCCAAGGUCGUCAACGAAAACAGUACUUUACAAAAGACGUGGCAAACCUAUACAAAACGUGGAACAUUGAAUGAAAAUGUCGAUUUGAAGACGCAGUUGAUCGGCACAAUCGAUUUCAAAUACAGACACAAAUGCCUCGAAAGUGUUUGUAUGGAAUCGAGUGACUCUGAAUGUGUUACUAAUAAGGCGAACAGUAGCAAUUUCGAUUUCGCCGAUAUAGACACGCUGUUUGAAGCAGAGAGCGAUUCGGAACCUGCGUGCAAGAAAGUGAAACUAGAUACGAGUGAUGUGGAAGAAAUUAUCGCUCGGUUGGAGAAUGACGCUUCUCAGCUCAGUCAAGUGAAAGAAAAUGUUUUUACUCGAGAUUACAAGGACAGAGUUAUAGGAGUAUGUGAAAUGUUGAGAAAUAUAAUUGAUUGAAGUUAUUGUUGAA